This is a messenger RNA of Phalacrocorax carbo (great cormorant), 1017 nucleotides long. Lineage: Eukaryota; Metazoa; Chordata; Aves; Suliformes; Phalacrocoracidae. The record is from RefSeq and is a predicted model, not a curated record.
GAGCAGAGGGCGCAGGAGGGAGGUUAAACCGAAAGCACGACGGGGGCUACGCAGCCGUACUGUGGGAGGAGCAGCAGCGGAGCUUGCUCCUGGCAGGAUGGACGCUCCCGCGGUCUUCACCGAGGCAGAGGUUUACCAGCAGAGUUUCAACCCUCGGGAGUAUUUGAAAGAAUUUUACACCUUGAGCGACAGCCAGGGACAGCCAAACACGUUCCUGAUGCAAAACCUGAGGGCCCUGUUUAAAAUGUUCUCCUCGGGCGGGCUGAGGGGCGAUACCCUGAUAGACGUCGGCUGCGGCCCCACCAUCUACCAGCUUCUGUCCGCUUGCGAGCACUUCGAGGAGAUCAUCGCCUUGGACUACACAGACCAGAACCGCCGGGAGCUGGAGAGGUGGCUGAAGAAUGAAGCGGGAGCCUUCGACUGGCAGCCGGUGGUGAAAUACGUUUGUGAGCUGGAAGGGGACAGGGAGAAGUGGGCUGAGAAAGAGGAGAAACUGAGAAAGAAGGUGAGGCGGGUUCUGAAGUGCGACGUGACCAAAGCCAACCCCACGGCCCCCGUGUCCCUGCCUCCUGCUGACUGCGUCCUCUCCACCCUCUGCCUGGAGGCUGCCUGCAAGGACCUGGCCACCUUCCGCAGCGCCCUGCGAAACAUCGGAGCCCUCGUGAAGCCGGGCGGGCACCUGGUGAUGGUGACCGUCCUCCGGGAGACCUACUAUGCCUUCAAUGAGCAGGUUUUCUCGUGCCUCUACCUGGAGAGGAACGCGGUGGAGGAAGCCGUGGAGGGCGCGGGCUUUGACGUGGAGCUCAGCGAGGUCCAGCCGUACCUGCCCGGCGACAUCCGCACGGACUGCGAAGCCGUGCUGAGCCUUGUGGCACGGAGGCGCGCCUCCAGCACCGGGUAGCAGUGGGGCACCGGGGAGGGAAAGAGCAGUGUGUCUGGCUUCAGAAAGCCCUGCUGAUGUAACCUGCGGCCCCAUGCCCCUUCACCUGAAAGCAAAUAAACUUGCGAGAGCCCUAA